UUCGCUCGCUGUCAGAACUGGAGAAGGCGAGGAACGAAACGAACUGUUCAUUGCCGUCUGUAGGCUGUGGAAACGGCAUUUCAGGUAGCUAACUGUGCGAGCCGAACCGAGACUGAUUGGACCUCGAGCCCGCAACGGAGAGGAGGAAAGAGGAGAGAAUUGACGAAGACCUUGAUAUCCAAAAUAGCAUUCAGAUUUACACAAAUAUUACACUUUAGUAGCACUGAAACACAAGGCCUGCGAAGAUGGGAGACAAGGCAGGCACCAGAGUCUUCAAGAAGUCCAGUCCCAACUGCAAGCUCACUGUAUACCUGGGAAAGAGAGACUUUGUGGAUCACCUAGACCAUGUAGAUCCAGUGGAUGGAGUGCUACUAAUAGACCCAGAGUACCUAAAAGACCGUAAAGUCUUUGUGACUCUGACCUGUGCGUUCCGGUAUGGCCGUGAGGACCUGGACGUUCUGGGUUUGUCCUUUAGGAAAGACCUCUACAUCUCCACCUUCCAGGCCUUCCCCGCCGCCACCACAGAGGAGGAGCGGAAACCACUCAGCCACCUGCAGGAGAGACUGCUGAAGAAGCUGGGCCAGCACGCACACCCGUUCAACUUCACCAUCCCUCAGAACCUGCCCUGCUCAGUCACUCUACAGCCAGGACCAGAGGACACGGGGAAGGCUUGUGGAGUGGACUUUGAGGUCAGAGCCUUCUGCGCCAGGACUGUAGAGGAGAAAAUACACAAAAGGAACUCUGUGCGUCUGGUGAUCCGUAAGGUGCAGUACGCCCCUGAGAAGCCUGGUCCUCAGCCCAUGGUGGAGACGACGCGAUCCUUCCUACUGUCAGAUAGAUCCCUACAUCUAGAGGCCUCACUGGAUAAAGAGCUCUACUACCAUGGAGAGCCUAUCAGUGUGAAUGUCCAUGUCACCAACAACUCCACCAAAACAGUGAAGAGGGUGAAAAUUUCAGUGCGUCAGUAUGCCGAUAUCUGUCUGUUCAGUACGGCUCAGUACAAGUGUCCUGUUGCACAGGAGGAGGCAGAUGACCAGGUGUCCCCCAGCAGUACGUUCUGUAAGGUGUACACCCUGACUCCCAUGCUCACCAAUAACAGAGAGAAGAGAGGCCUGGCUCUGGACGGGAAGCUGAAGCACGAAGACACCAACCUGGCCUCCAGCACCAUAGUGAAAGAUGUGUCCAAUAAGGAGGUUCUGGGAAUCCUGGUGUCCUACAGAGUCAAGGUCAAACUAGUGGUGUCCCGUGGCGGCGACGUGUCGGUGGAGCUACCUUUUGUCCUGAUGCACCCCAAACCCUCAGACCAACACAUUUCCAGACCUCAAUCAGCCGUCCCAGAAACUGAUGCCCCAGUGGACACUAACCUUAUAGAGUUUGAGACAAAUAAUUUCUCUCAGGAUGAUGACUUUGUGUUCGAGGACUUUGCCCGUCUCCGACUGAAAGGAAUGAAGGACGAUGAGGAUGACCACUUCUGCUAAUUCUCCCUGCCCCAGGACCAGGCACCCAAACCUGGGGAGAGGAGCUAGGCGAGUCACUGGUCUAGCCUCAGCACCAGACAGUAGGCCCAACUCCAGAAAAGGGGUGCAGGAGCACUCAGAUAUUUUUAAAAGCCUCCCCCCCCCUUCUCUUCAUAUUCAAAUUGCUCUCCCAUCUUCUUUCUCCUACAUUUGCGAUGGCAUUGUUAAUUUCAUCUCCUUAGUUUUGUCACUCCUUUUGUUUGAGAAACAGAGAUAAUGAGAGAGAUGGAGAUAUUUAAAGGGCGUGUCGAGUCAACUGUCUCUGUUUUAGGAAAUCAUUCUAUAUGUUUUGGGUCCAUUCGUUGAUUCAGGGUUGAUCUUAUAUGUUCUAUAGGUCCCACAAGCGGUCAGACAGACAGAUAUAUGUUUGUAAUUAAAAAACAUAUCCAAAAUCCCCAGGUUUACCUUAAAUCCCGGUUAGAGGAUUCCGGAUUUCCUGCUUAUUCCCUUCUGAUUCCGGGAUCUUCCAACCGGGAUUUCUGGAAAAUCUGGGAAUUAUUUGAAAAUGUGGGGAAUCUGGAACUUGAAUGUACAGGACUACAUUGCUGCACAACUACUUAGAGGGAACACGAGUUUAAUAGUUUAUGCAAAUGCAUUGUUAUUACAUGGUUAUAACCUGUUAUUACACUGUUAUUACGUUAUUAUCAGUGGUGGAGUGGAGGGUAAACGCACCUAAACGCCAUUUACGCAGAUUUUUUUUUCUCUUCCACCUUUUUGCGGGAAAAUGCAUUGAAAGUAUAGGGAGCAUUUACUUUACUCACCGCCAAUGGUGACCAGCGUUUACCCACCUAUUUAUUUGACCACAACAUGACGGGUCACUAUGCUACAUGAUCAUUGCAGAUUUUCACUUAUCCUUAACACACGCUCAUUACCCAAUUUGUAAUAACUCAAUACUCUAUCCAUUAUGGCAAGUGUAGAACGAUUGCAUAUUGUCACAGUUGAGGGAGUGUGUAAGUGUAGUGCACUCACAGCGAGGAAGGGUUGUGAGUGUAGUGCACUAAGAGUACAGUGAGUGUUUUUAAGCGCAGUGCACUUACACGGAGGGUGCGAGUGUGGUGCACUCAUCGUGAAGAUACGCGGAAUCGUAUGUGCAGACAUUGUGGCCUUUUCUGUUAGGGACUACAUAGGAGACUUCCGGCAUCAACACACACACACACACACGCACACGCACACACACACACACACACACACACACACACACACACACACACACACACACACACACACACACACACACCCUACAUGCAUUGAUUGCCAUGAACACGAUAAAUAACUAUUCUUUUACAUUUAUGAUUUGCCAAAAGUUUAUUAUUUGACAAAGGUCAAAUGGCAUGUCCUGGUUGCAGUUUGAUUGAACCCCACCAUCGAUAAGAUUAGGGCUCAUGCCUAGGAUGUACUGAGCUAGGAUCAGCCCCGGUCCCGUCCAUGUAGUGUUAUUCAUUACGAUCAACCUGGCUAAAACUGAUUAAAAAUCAGCCAAGGAGAUUUUUUUGAUUAGUCACAAAUGUGUGUUCAAUGGCACACCUGGUGUGUGAUAAGCAGUACUGCAGUCUUCUGCAGGUCUCUCGAAUAUACUGUCGAUUCUGGAGAGAAAGUUUGAUGCAGGUUGAAGUUUUCCCCUAAUCACUGAUACACUGAUUAAAACAAUCUGACCGUGUAAUGGUAAAGGUUAGGAUUGAUGGUAGAGUUAUUUGAUCCUAGAUCUGUGGUUAAAGUGCAUCUUCUACCUCAAAUCGGCUAAAUUGAUCAUUGUCCAAUCUCUCAAACUUACCAGCAUCCAACAUUGGCCUCAAUCAUCAGAAUCACCAAUGUUGGGAGGAGUGGAAAGGGCGAUGGGAGGAAAGAGGGGAAAAGCCAGGCACGGGGGAUGGGAGGUAGGGAAAAUAAUGUCGGGAAAAUAAUUAUAUUUUUAUUGUUGUAAUAAUCACCAGAGAUAUGUGUACUUAAAUGUUGCCAUUAUUUUUAUUUUAUUCUAAAGACAUUUUAUUUUUCAUUAUUAAAAAGUCAUAAGUGAUAUAAACUAACCUUAUGCUAAUUCCCUGCUGUAUUCUCUCAACUGCUGUAAAUAUUAUUACUGUAAAUGCAACUCAACAGCCAAUAAGAGUUCACUAUAGAACACUGCAGUCCAAUAAGAGCACAGUUUAUAGGAUAGUCAGACUCCCCAAUCCAGGUUCUCCAGGACCUCUUAGUAUGUUGUUCUUAGUUCUGAACCGGUUUCACAGUUAAAAUUGUGUAAACUGAACUUUAAAAAUUCUACAUCAAUUGAAUGUUGGUUUCACAAGUCCACGUUAAGGUCAAUAAAUAUGUUUUGUAUAGGAAACCGGUAUAACCAGGGGCCCCUCUGGAACAGGAUAUAGAGAGAUACAGUGAAUCCCAAACCACCCCCUCGCCCCUCCCAACUCGCUCUGAGGGCCCUCCGUUGUCGCGUGUUGCUGACGAAACUCCGAGGGUGACGAUGGAAUAAGCAAUAACCCCAUCAACGUUGGGACACACUGAAAUGAAUAAAACAAGCAUGAAAUUCAAGUGAACAAAUCCCCUCUGCCGUUUUACAAGAUAUAAACCUCAGUAACAGUUUAAUUUGGGAGGUAUUUAAUCUUUUACAUGUGUCAAGUCUUGAAAUCAGACAAAAAAAAAACAAACGCAUGUGACAUAUAAUUAGGCACACCUCUACAUUAUUUUGUAUGAAAUUGCGCAAACUCCAAACAUAUCGCAGUGCAUGUUGGGAUUGCACUUCACUCUGAAGCCUGCAGCCUUGUUAUCUGAGAGUCUAAAUAUCCCUUUACACCCUUGGAUCAUUUUCACUCCCUCAGCUUUGGGACACUUGUGCAAAUGGUGGAGGAAAGCGUGAACGCGCAAAUGGAGGGGCGAGGGGGUGAUUUGGGAUUCAGCCAUAGGCUACUGCUGUAGUAUCUAGAUUGCAGACACCCGAUAGGAUAGUACAGAGAAGUACAUUGCAGUCAAUUACGUGUGUCUAUCAUGGUGUGUAGGUGCAGAACAAAGGUAGAUAAGGAGGAUCGAUUGAUGGCAACUUGGCUCACUUAUCAGAUUGGAAAUCACUGUGUUUGAUCAGGUUAUAGAUUUAUAUAACGUAUAAACAUAAAAGAUAAAGUAUCCACCUUGUGUACAGUUUCAGAAGGAUAAGCUUCAACGACAGCAAACCAAGAGUUACAAAUUACUAAGCCAGCAAAUGCAAUGUAACAACAAUGACCACCUCUUCUUAUAUGAUGUAUUUUAAUAUCAGGGCAGAGGUGUGUUUAAAUGGAUUAGAUUGUAACUGUAGCCAUUUUGGUUCAAUGACAAGAAUGUGUUUUUUUCACAACGUGCUGCCUAAUUCAACAACUGUCCAUGGUUAACAAGAGUUAUUGGUCACGUUAACAAAACAUUUUGUACAUUGGUUGGUUUUUACACAUUUGAACGAAACCCAGAUGGUUGAGGUUGUAACAAUUAUAGAAAUAUAAUUACUAGAAAGGAAAUCUGCAUUCAAGUUAAUGUUUUGCUUUUGUGUAAAUAUAUUUCCAGGGGUGUGAUGUCAGUCACAACACAUUGGUUUUGAAGUUUCACAUGAAGGUUAUAAAGGUUCAUAAGAAGGUUACGAAGCUCAUACUCUGUUCGUGUUAUGAAUGGAUCAACGCAUGGCAUGGUAUUCUAACAAUGCACUGCAACAAUAUGGAACAUGUUGUGAUAUUUGUGAUUAGAACUUUUAGAACCUCCAGAAACUCUUAGGGACCAUGUAAACGUUACAAUGAGCUUUUUGGUAACUCUGUACUUUAAGUGGCAUCUUGCGAAGCGUUAUAAAGCCUUAUGAACAUUCACAGCACCGUAGAGGCCAUAGAGGUUUAUUAAACUGUGUAAUUAAGCAGUAAGGCCGUUAUACUGAUAAUAUAUCACAGCUAAGGCUAGGGGCCUCUUGUUUUGUUACUAUGUUAUAUUUACAUGUGCUAUGAAUGUUUAAUAAGGCAUAAGACUUCAUAAGAAACUGCUUCAGGUAGAAGUGUUACCAGCUUUUUUUCUUUUUUUUGUAAAUCUGAAUGGCGAUUGUCCUCAUGUCUAUAAACCAGUGAAGUGUAGAAAAACUUAAAAGUCGAAGUUCAGUAUUUUACAACCAUGGAUUAGUUUUUCCUGGCCCAUAGACUACUUUCAAGGUGAGGAACCAUCUAAAAUAUUCAGUAAAAUACUUAACUUCCCCUUUUUAAAAACAAAUAUUUUAUUUUUGUUCCCUUCAAUCUUAGUUGAGGUAUCUAUCCAUGGAAACGCACGCAAUCAUGUCAAUUUGUAGGCUUGUGUAUUGAGUCAGACAUUUUAUUUUAAGGACAAUUUAAGCUACCACAAAAAUGUAGAUUCAUAGAGAACUAUACUUAAAUGCUACCUGAUACUUUAUCUGUGAAUUAAUUAAAAUUAAGACAAAGUAUAUUGUUAUCAAGGAAACCAAGAUGCUGUAUAAGCAAUGUUAUUUUACUCAAUAAAAUGGAACAAAAUGACAAUGAAAAAAAUGUAAGAUUAUAAAACAAAUUACAUUGGAGAAUAUAUGUCGCUUCUUUAUUUUGUACUGCAUUUUAGAAAAUGUCAAAUAAAAAACUUAACAUA
This is a messenger RNA of Oncorhynchus mykiss (rainbow trout), 6101 nucleotides long. It is a transcript of the gene arrb2b, whose product is annotated as arrestin, beta 2b. Gene Ontology annotation, biological process: G protein-coupled receptor internalization; signal transduction; positive regulation of ERK1 and ERK2 cascade. Gene Ontology annotation, cellular component: cytoplasm. NCBI's taxonomy places the organism in Eukaryota, Metazoa, Chordata, Actinopteri, Salmoniformes, Salmonidae. The record is from RefSeq and is a predicted model, not a curated record. Gene Ontology annotation, molecular function: angiotensin receptor binding.